Molecule: messenger RNA, 1266 nt
Organism: Onychostruthus taczanowskii (white-rumped snowfinch)
Lineage: Eukaryota; Metazoa; Chordata; Aves; Passeriformes; Passeridae
Product: rhodopsin kinase GRK1-like
Exons: 5
Biological process (GO): regulation of signal transduction; signal transduction; protein phosphorylation
Cellular component (GO): cytoplasm
Molecular function (GO): G protein-coupled receptor kinase activity; ATP binding
Source: RefSeq, a predicted model, not a curated record
AUGGACAUCGGGGGUCUGGAGACCGUGGUGGCCAACUCGGCCUACGUGUCGGCGCGCGGCGGCCCCGGCGGCGGCAAGGAGCGGCGCUCCAAGGCGCGGCUGCGCCUGCCCCACAUCUCCCAGUGCGAGGCCCUGCGCGCCCAGCUGGGCGGCACCGCCGGCGCCCAGAACGGGGGUCCCGGAGCCCCCAACGGCGCCCCGCCCGGCCACACCCAAGAUGGCGGCCAGGAGACGUCGUUCCGGUGGCAGUGCGUGGAGCAGCCCAUCGGGAAGCUGCUGUUCCGGAGGUUUCUGGAAGGUUCCGCCCAGUUCGCGGCGGCCGGGGCGUUGUGGGCGGAGAUCGAGGCCUUCGAGCAGUGCGAGGACGCCGAGAGGGAGGCGGCGGCCAAGAGGCUGCGGAGCCGGUUCUUCACGCCGGGAGGGUCCGAGCACUGCGGCUUCCUCAGCGCCGCCGCCACCGCGCCGCCCGCAGGCUCCACGCUCCCGUGCGACGCCUUCGUGCCGGCGCGGCGGGAGCUGCUGGCGCACCUGGAGGCGGCGGCCUGGGGGCCGUACCGGGGCUCGCCCGAGUUCAGCCGCUUCGUGCAGUUCAAGUGGCUCGAGAGCCAGGCCGUCAACGCCGACGCCUUCGUGGAGUUCCGCGUGCUGGGCAAGGGCGGCUUCGGCGAGGUCUGCGCCUGCCAGCGCCGCGCCACCGGCAAGAUGUACGCCAACAAACGCCUCAACAAGAAGCGCCUCAAGAAGCGCAAGGGAUACGAGGCGGCGCUGGUGGAGAAGCGGAUCCUGGCGCGCGUCCACAGCCGCUUCAUCGUGUCCCUGGCCUGCGCCUUCCAGACCAAGACCGACCUCUGCCUCGUCAUGACCAUCAUGAACGGCGGCGACCUGCGGUACCACAUCUACAACGUGGACGAGGAGAACCCAGGCUUCGCGGAGCCGCGCGCGGUUUUCUACACGGCGCAGAUCCUGCUGGGGCUGGAGCACCUGCACCAGCACCGCAUCGUCUACCGCGACCUCAAACCCGAGAACGUCCUGCUCGACGACGCCGGUGGGGACACGGGGACACCGGGGGGACAGGGGGACACUGGGGGCAUUGGGGGUCCCCCAGGGUUCAUGGCCCCCGAGCUGCUCAAGAACGAGGACUACGAUUGGUCGGUCGAUUACUUCACGCUGGGGGUGACGAUCUACGAGAUGCUGGAGGCCAAGGGCCCCUUCCGCCGGCGGGGGGAGAAGGUGACCCCCACCCCCAGCGCCCCCCAGCACCGCCCA